AUGCCUGGUAGGCCUACGGCCUCACGUGCACGACCGGUUCGUCCCGGUCGAGUGGCGUUAAAGUUGACUGGCCAGCGCGACGAGCUGGGCAGUUGGGUCGUGGCGGCUUGGGCGGGGGUCGCAAGAGCAGACGUGCCAACCGACGGGCCUGGCGCGCCGUCUCUGCCGUUGACGCGUAUCGAUUCCGCUUGGGCCGGGGGGCGCGGCGUUGGGGCUGGGCUUUCAUGGGUCCUCGCGCGUCUGACGCGAAGUUCGUCCAACACGGCGCCGACUCGCACGCUAAAGUUCUAGCUCCCCCUCGUCUUCAACCUCGACCUCGACCUCAAUGGCAUCGAACUCGGUCACGGUGUCGAGCUAGAGCGCUGGUAGUUUUGACGCAGCUUCUACAUCCGCCGACCUCCAGCUGCCUUCGACGUCUGACACGUGCGACCAGGCGCCGCGAGGGACGCGCUUCCCUGCUGGCCACGACAGCGACUACAGCGACCGCAAGCGCAAGUGCGCCCAGGAACGCGACCGAAAACUUGGCGUCGGGCCCUCUACCUCGGUAUCGCACUCGUCGAGCCACUCGACCCCAUUACGACCGCGCCGGGAGGCGGCCUCGGCAGAGCGAGCAACAGCCAGAGCCGAAAUAAUCUUCCAGGCGGUCCAGAUGCACCAAAAACAGAGCUUUUGUUCCGUCGACAAAGAGAGUGCGGUCGCGCGACAUCGACAUACAGAAUCACCGCUGGCGAGGGCGCCAACGUCAGGAUCUGCGCAAUGACGAUCAUCUGGGUCGAGGAGUCGCGCAACUCGGACUUGGUCGAAAUACGCAACGUGAUCCAAGAAAAGAGACCUCGAGGGCUCGCUCCGCUGGUCGGCGUCUUUCGCACCGAAUACAGGACCCUCCCCAUGUUCCUCCUACCCGGCGACGAAUCCCUGAAAGGUCUCACCCCGCGGGCCAGGGAGGUCGUCGUUCACGAAGAGUGCUACAACCCACUCGCCACGCUCGAAAACACCAAGCAGCUCGCGCGCGCUCUCGAGGGUGCGAUUGAGGGUGAGUGCUCAGCAGAGCGGGACAGCGCGCUGAAGGGUGUGCCAACACUGACGACCCUUUGCCUUGCGUGACAGGGCAUCGCCAGCUUUGGAAUCACGGCUUCAUCCACCGGGACGUGUCCUAUGGCAACGUAAUGGUGGACCAAGACGGCAAAGGAAUAUUGAUCGACUACAAUCUGGCGGUGAAGAAGGCUCGAACGGCGGAAGAAGAGUGUCGCCUCAGCCGCUCGGUACGUUCUCGCGUCCGUGCUAGCCCUCAACACGUUCUUGGACUCACCCAACUCCUUCUCACCCUUCCCCUGUACCAUGAUCAACCACAGGGCACGCGACCCUAUAUCUCUCGACUCUUGCUCAGCCCCGCAACUGAGGGUGUGGUGCACGAGCGCUGGCACGACAUCGAAUCCUUUUUUUAUGUGGCGUCCCGCACGGCUUUUCAAUCUGAGUCUGCCGGCCCGCCCCUUUUCGAAAAGCCGAAAGCCGAGCGUAUCUGGAACGUGUGGAAUGCCGGGGAUCUCGACGAUGCAGCAGCCAGGAAGAAUGGGCUGCUGGCGGAGGACGGUGUUGAUGAGCUUCUGGACGCAUGCGCACCUCGUUGGUCUGGCAUGGAGAAGGUUCUGAGUGUCCUGCAGCAAAAUUGCUCGCUGGAUUGGUCUUUCGCAAGGCUGAAACGCAUCAAGGCAGAGCCAGAACUUGCGUGGCGUUGGAACUCCGGUCAGAUGUCGUAUGAACACGUCCAGGCGGGUCUCAAGGCCGUUUGCGAGUAG
Microbotryum saponariae is the source of this 1796-nucleotide messenger RNA. Lineage: Eukaryota; Fungi; Basidiomycota; Microbotryomycetes; Microbotryales; Microbotryaceae. The record is from the annotation of a GenBank genome assembly.